Tricharina praecox is the source of this 2551-nucleotide messenger RNA. RefSeq lists its product as uncharacterized. The record is from RefSeq and is a predicted model, not a curated record. The transcript has a single exon. Bases 46 to 2262 code for a protein of 738 amino acids. NCBI's taxonomy places the organism in Eukaryota, Fungi, Ascomycota, Pezizomycetes, Pezizales, Pyronemataceae.
AACAGCCUCUGGGAUCAGCAGCCCGAGCGGCUCCAGCGGCCGGCCAUGAAGAGGGCAGCGUCGAGUGUGGUUAUGUAUGGUGUCGAGAGGAUGGAAGAGGAGGAGAAAACGUUGAAGGUCGAAGUGAAGGUCGGAGGAAGACUGUGGACCGCCGCAUUGCCUGUCGCCGCGCCUGUUGUCACACACCCACCUGCACCGCUUUGGACCGCCGCUACAGCGUCGCGUACUACCACAGCUGUACCGGAGAGAGUCGAGACUGCGCCGAGGAAGAAGAGCGAUUACCUCCCCAAGGCUACGGGAUCGCUCUGGGCCAAGGUGGAUAUUACUGUCAAGAAGGGCAGAGUGGUCGUUUUCACCAACAGCCUCUGGGAUCAGCAGCCGGAGCGGCUCCAGCGACCGGCCAUGAAGAGGGUGACGUCUAGUGUUGUUGUGCGUGGUUUUGAGCGGAAGGCGGAGGAGAAGGAGGGGGUGAAGGUCGAAGUGAAGGUUGGAGGAAGACUGUGGACCGCCGCAUUGCCUGUCGCCGCCCCCAUUGUCACACAUCCACCUGCGCCGCUUUGGACCGCCGCUACAGCGUCGCGUACCACCACCACCAUACCGGAGAGAGUCGAGACCGCACCGAGGAAGAAGAGCGACUAUCUCCCUAAGGCUAUCGGGUCGCUCUGGAGCGUACGGAUCGUCGAGGUCAAGAAAGCCAAAAUCGUUCUUCCCGGCGCGCUCUGGCAAGCCGAUGCUGCCGCCUUCUGCCCUGUGCUGCAGAAAUCGUCGUCGACUUCGAGCAGAUCUCUGACGGUCGCGCCGCCGAGGAAGCUGGUGGAUGACAGGUGGAAGGUGGUGGUGGGUGGAAGGCUGUGGACCGCCGAGGCUAUCCCUGUGGUAGUAGCUCCGUCCCUCGUCAAGGUGCCGUUGUGGAGCAAAGAGACCGCUGAGCGGACCACGGAUGCGGUGCCCGAGAGGAUCGCGACUGCGCAGAGGAAGAUGGGCGGCGAGUUGAAGAAGGCUACGGGAUCGCUGUGGAACUUGCGGGACGUCCAGGUCGAGAAGGCGGAGGUUGUCGUGGCUGCGGAAGGUCUCUGGGGAAGCCAGGAAUGCUAUCGGCGGGCUGAGCGGAAGUCGUUGACGGCAGUGGGGGUUGCGAUGGCAAACCGGUUGUGGAAUGCCCCGGUACCCAAGUCGGUCGUUGUCGAAGAUGCACCAUCGCCAUUGUGGAGACCCGCAACCGCCUCGAGAACCACCACUGCCGUUCCCGAACGAGGAAUGCCUGUGCCCAGGAAGAUGGUUUCGGAUCCGCCCAAAGCCUCCGGCUCACUCUGGAGCAUCCGCGACGUCGAGAUCAAGCCAGCGAAGAUCGUCGUCGAUGGCGGACUCUGGCAGGCCGAGGGAUCUCCCUUUGUGGAGUGUAGUCAACUGCCCACUGAGGUCAAGCCCGAGGUUGCAGGCCGGUUAUGGACCGCAACCAGCGCGCCCGCACCGCCCCCGCCGCCACCAACGGAGACACUCUGGAGUGCGCCCGCACUUCCCCCGGUCAUCAUGGAAAAGCCCGAGCACUCCGAGUUCAGCAAAUACACUGCGUCACUUCCGCCGCGCGAAGCCGCCAAGCGCAAUCCCGUCGGCACCCACACCUCGAAGGCCACGGGCAGCCUAUGGAGUCCCGACCCCAUCCCGGAAGCCAACUACGCGAUCCACGUCGGCGGGCGUCUCUGGGCGGUACACCACACGGCGCCGCCCUCGCCCGCGCAGAGCAGCAAGCUGUGGACUCCGCGGACCACGCCUUCUCCACCCCUCCCCGCACCCGCCGAAUCACAGCAGCUGCUGUGGCACGCCGCCACCGCCUCCCGCACCACCACCGCAAAGCCCGGCCGCAGCCUCUCCAUCUCCCGCAAAAGAAGCGUCAACCUACACAAAGCUACCGGGAGUCUCUGGGGCGAGCCCGAGCGCGACAACAACAACAACGACGACGAACUCCCGCUCCCUGUCCCGUCGCUGUCGAGAACGUCGACCGUGUCCGAUAGCAGCGAGGACGACGACGACGAGUAUAUCCCUGUCGUUAGGAUGUGGCAGCCCGUCGCGAGCAGUGGGAGGAAGGGCGUUGUCGUGCUGGGCCAGCAGUCGAGGGCUAGGUAUUACUCCUCGUUCGCGGGUGCCGCUGCAGGUGCUGGUGCCGGCGCGCGUGAGCAGCAGCAACAGGUGUUUUUGGAACGGGUCGGGAGGGGCAAAGUGAGGGUUUCUUCUGCUUCGGCUUCCACUGAGAAGAGGGCUUAGAGUUUCGGUUUGGGUUUGGGUUUGGGUUUUGGGUAUCUUUCUUUCUUUCUUUUACUUCUACUUUUACUUUUACUGUACGAUGGAUGCCAAAUAGCGUUUUCGGGUUGAUCGGGUUGGGUCACUGUUUGAUGAAUGGAGUUUGGGUUCUGGAUCGGUGGUUGGUUUUGGUUUUUGGUUUUUGGUUUUUGCGCUUUUGGCUUGCGCUUCAGCGGUCAUUCGUGGACAACUUGUAUUUUAUCGUAACUAUCUUCACGGCAAUUGGAUUCGCUUCAGCCACCUGAGCCACCUC